GAAGAAAAGGUUGAAAUGGAGAAUGGACCUGCCCAGAUGCAAAAUUUGGGCCAAAAUUCCUUGUAGCCCAUUGAUUGGAAUUUUUGAAAAAGAAAAAUGGAACCAAAUCCCAAAAUAAAGGGUUACGUCAUUGUCGUCCCCGAAUCGAAAUCCAGGGGUAUUCUUGAAUUUCUUUUUCCCCUGUAAAGUUCACACCACUACCUCGAUUAACCUCCGAAAUCGAGUUUGUAGGAUUGCUGUGAUAAAGGAAACUUAAACAUGACUGGCGAAAGAAGAGUUCACCCAGAUUGUCGGAAUGCAUCGAACCCUUAUCAUGAAUGCAGCGAGUAUUGCUUUAGAAUAAUAGCAGAAGUAAAGAAGCAAAUGACCAAAGCUGAAACAGGUGUAUUGCAAGCUAAUACCAUUGAUGUUCAUCACCACUCGGUUGUGAGUUCUGAUGGGGGUGAAGAUGCACCUGAUGAAAGGGAUGGCGUCGAAGGGCACACUGAUGCAGAUGAUCAAGCUGAGGGAGGGGAUAAUAUGGAAAUAGACUCCUCAAAUCUCACUGGGAGGAAGAAAAAGUUAUUUGAAUUGAGGUUAAAAAUGAAUGAGGCAAGAAAAGCUAACCAAACUGCAAUGGUAGCAGAGAAGAAAAAAACAGAAGCUCCUCCAGAGUCUAGGGGAAUAUCCAAGCAAAAAUGGAUGGAGGAGAGGAAGAAGAAAAUUGGAAAGUUGUUAGAUGCUAAUGGGUUAGAUAUGAGCAAGGCAUAUAUGCUAGAUACACAAGAGUCUGCAGAGGCAAAGUAUAAGAAGUGGGAGAAGGAGCCUGCUCCAGCUGGUUGGGAUGUUUUUAAUCAGAAAACACUAUACAAUGCUUACAAGAAGCGGACCAAGAAUGUUGCUAUUGAUGUAGAUGAGUACAAUAAAAUGAAGGAAGCUGAUCCAGAAUUUUAUCGAGAAGCUUCCAGUCUCCAGUAUGGGAAGGCACCAAAAUUGUCAGACGACAAGAUAGAGAGGAUGGUGAAGGAGCUCAAGGACAGGGAUGAGAAGCGCCAAUCAUUUAGUCGGAGGAGAAAAUUCCAUGAAGAGAAAGACAUUGACUCUAUCAAUGAUCGUAACGAGCACUUCAAUAAAAAGAUUGAGCGUGCCUUUGGAAAAUACACCUUGGAGAUCAAGAAUAACCUUGAGAGAGGAACUGCUUUGCCUGAUUAAGCAUCAGGUGCUUAAAUUUCUUGCGGAGGGUUGAGCAACCGAACGAUUUUUUCAAUGGUUUGGCCGGAUCUGCACAAAGUUCGCUCGUAAAUGGCUGAGUCAUUUAGUAGAAAGGAAUACCCGAGGGUACCUCAUUUAUGUUGAUAUAAAUCAUUUGUGGGUUUUAGUUAUGCAAUUUUGGGUUUUGCUCUUACUGAAGCUAUUGCCUUGUAGGGUGCUGGUGUUACCCGAUUUUCAAAGGCAUUUUGCAAAAACCUUUCUUGAUACUAGUAAGGUUCAUCCAUAGCUAAGAUGUCUCUACUUGUAGGCAGAGACGGGAGUAAUGGGCAGUUUUAGACUAAUGAUUUUUUAAUCAUCCACAAAGCAUUACUUUCGACGGCUUCCAAUUGAGUGAACCAUGAGCACUUGGUCAUUGUACCACACCAUUGGCAUAAAACAGUUCUUAUUUCCACUUUCUUGCAUAACGUUGUGUUGGUUGAAUAUGAAAAUAACUAGAGAAUCAUGAAUGACACACGGUACCAUUUUUUUUCCUA
Messenger RNA from Capsicum annuum, 1724 nucleotides. Its product is annotated as pre-mRNA-splicing factor syf2. Lineage: Eukaryota; Viridiplantae; Streptophyta; Magnoliopsida; Solanales; Solanaceae. Gene Ontology annotation, cellular component: post-mRNA release spliceosomal complex; catalytic step 2 spliceosome; Prp19 complex. The transcript has 7 exons. Bases 259 to 1191 code for a protein of 310 amino acids. The record is from RefSeq and is a predicted model, not a curated record.